AUGUGCAGUGACUUUGAGGUUCAUAGGAAUUGGCUCGCGAUUACGAAUAGUUUACCAUUAAAUGAAUGGUAUAUCGAAAAGACGUCAGAAUGGACUCUCGAUUAUCCACCCUUCUUCGCAUACUUCGAAUUAUUUCUAUCAAAGUUCGCAGAAUGGAUUGACCCAUUGAUGUUGAUGGUCAAAAAUUUGGAAUACAGGAGCUGGCAAACCGUCUACUUUCAACGCGCAAGUGUUAUUGCUACUGAAUUAGUUUUGGUGUAUGCGCUUCAUCUCUUUGUGAAAACCGCCCCCACCAAUUUAAAGCGUCCUUCGCAAGCAGCCGCUCUUUCGAUCCUACUUUCACCUGGUCUACUUAUUAUCGAUCAUAUACACUUCCAGUAUAAUGGUUUCAUGUACGGUCUCCUCAUAUUAUCCUUAGUUAUGGCUAGAAAUGAGGGAACCAAGCUAGCAAGUGGUAUACUAUUCGCAAUAUUGCUUUGCCUCAAACAUAUAUACCUCUAUCUUGCGCCAGCAUAUUUCGUCUUUUUACUAUCAGGAUACUGCCUUGGGUCCAAGUUUGGACCUAAGCGUCCUUUUGAUAUAAAGUUUGGGAAUGCUAUCAAAUUGGGAGUUAGUAUUGCAGUAGUAUUCGGAGCUGCAUUUGGACCUUUCGUUUAUUUUGGUCAAAUGCCCCAGAUUAUAAGUAGACUUUUUCCCUUCGGAAGAGGUCUCUGUCAUGCUUAUUGGGCUCCAAAUAUUUGGGCUAUGUACUCCUUCACUGAUCGAGUUUUGAUAUCUGUCGCCCCCAAAAUCGGCCUCGCGGUUGACCAAACGGCUGUCAAUAGUGUGACUCGUGGUCUUGUUGGAAAUACUUCCUUUGCCGUGUUACCCGAAAUCACCAAAGGCAUGACUUUCGCUUUGACAGCCAUCUUUGAUUUUAUUCCAUUGUUUAAGCUCUACAAGAGUCCUACAUGGGACAACUUCAUCGGAGGUGUAACACUUUGUGCUUAUUCCUCAUUUCUUUUCAGCUGGCAUGUCCACGAAAAAGCAAUUCUUCUAGUCAUCAUACCGUUCAGCCUGAUUGCUUUGAAGGAUCGUCGAUUCCUUGGGGCAUUUCGACCAUUGGCUGUUGCAGGUCAUGUUUCUUUAUUCCCUUUGCUUUUCACAGCUGCGGAAUUCCCCAUCAAAAUUGUGUAUACCAUUUUCUGGCUUGUUUUGUUUCUCCUUGCCUUUGAUCGUUUGGCACCAGCGUCAAAAUCAAGAAUAUUCUUACUUGAUAGAUUUAGCACACUCUACAUUACUGUCAGCAUUCCUCUGAUAAUGUAUUGCUCGCUGGUGCAUCAAGUUGUCUUCGGGAAUAAGUUAGAGUUUUUGCCGUUGAUGUUCACGAGUUCAUACUCGGCAAUCGGAGUUGUGGGAAGCUGGAUAGGAUUUUUGAUAGAAAAGCAAAUUGGUCAUCCAUAUAUUACCUUUGGGUCAAUGUCUGAGGAUCCCAGGGUGGUGGGGGAAAAGACAUGGGCCUAUUCACCAAACUAA
Messenger RNA from Sclerotinia sclerotiorum 1980 UF-70, 1515 nucleotides. RefSeq lists its product as hypothetical. NCBI's taxonomy places the organism in Eukaryota, Fungi, Ascomycota, Leotiomycetes, Helotiales, Sclerotiniaceae. Gene Ontology annotation, biological process: protein N-linked glycosylation. Bases 1 to 1515 code for a protein of 504 amino acids. Gene Ontology annotation, cellular component: endoplasmic reticulum membrane. The record is from RefSeq and is a predicted model, not a curated record. The transcript is spliced from 5 exons. Gene Ontology annotation, molecular function: dolichyl pyrophosphate Glc1Man9GlcNAc2 alpha-1,3-glucosyltransferase activity.